This is a messenger RNA of Halichondria panicea, 606 nucleotides long. Its product is annotated as ribonuclease P protein subunit p20-like. Bases 54 to 533 code for a protein of 159 amino acids. Gene Ontology annotation, biological process: tRNA 5'-leader removal. Gene Ontology annotation, cellular component: nucleus; nucleolar ribonuclease P complex; ribonuclease MRP complex. The transcript is spliced from 5 exons. Lineage: Eukaryota; Metazoa; Porifera; Demospongiae; Suberitida; Halichondriidae. Gene Ontology annotation, molecular function: nucleic acid binding. The record is from RefSeq and is a predicted model, not a curated record.
AGCGUGUUAGGUAUUUGCUAGAAUUAAGAGCGAGCAGGCAGCAGCAUGCCAGGAUGGACAAGGUGAAGGUGAACAAAGGGACUAAAGUACCAGUGGACCAAACUAAACAGCGACCAGGCUCAGCCAAGAAACCAUCUCACUCUCGUCGUAAGAGACCUCCGAAACGUCUUUCCCAGCGGCCCAACGAUGUGUACAUCAAUCGUUCCUCCCAGUUUGCAGGGCAGCUGUCUCGUUGCAAGAGGAUUUUCGAUCAAGGGUUCCAAGAGGUAACGGUACAUGGUCUAGGUGCUGCGAUCCAUCGAGCUAUCAAUCUGUCGUUGCAGCUGCGAGAGAACUACACCCUCUCCACUCACACCACCACCUCCACCGUGCAGCUGGUGGACGACCUGGAGCCAUUGACAGAUGUAUAUGAAACCGAAGGCCUGAGAUCCUUCUGGCAGAAUCAUCUUUUUCUUGAGGGCCUGGCCAGCAGCACCAUCAGCAAGUUGCUGUCUGAGUACCAACAGUCUCUCAACAUCAUUAUAGUGAUGUAAUCAUGCACUCUGUGUGUGCGUGCGUGCGUGUAUACAGUGGCAGCAUUCAAGUGACUAAUGAGAUCACAAAUAU